Molecule: messenger RNA, 489 nt
Organism: Ylistrum balloti
Lineage: Eukaryota; Metazoa; Mollusca; Bivalvia; Pectinida; Pectinidae
Exons: 3
Coding region: 1-489 (162 amino acids)
Source: RefSeq, a predicted model, not a curated record
AUGUCGGUGAAAGUGUGGAUCGGCGUCACGGUUAGUCUCCUUGUUGGGUUGAUCUGGGUGGCUGGUCAGGAUCUGGUUGACCCAUUCCAGAUACAGGCGAUAGAAAACCGCAAUAACCUACUUAUCAACGAGCAACAGAGACGAAUUGCAGGCUGGCGUCAGUAUUAUAUUAAUCGACUACCAUACGAGUUCCUCAUACCAAUAUACGUUUUGGCGUUGUUGGUUUUACGAAGACCCACUACUACUACUACUACCACCGAAACUUGUCCCAGUUUACCGACGGCUGACUCUCUUGGUGUUUUCUGCUGUGGAAAUUUUUUGACAUCAGCGACCUGUCAGGCAUCGCCACAAAACGCACAAUGUACUUGGGAUUCAGGUUCGUGUUUGUACGAAUGCCAAGCUGCAGCGUUCAAUACCCAGGCCUUGUGUGAGGGAGUCGGGUGUUCAUGGACUUCUCUUUUUGGUAAUGUAGGAGUCUGCGCACAAUGA